Molecule: messenger RNA, 1689 nt
Organism: Chaetura pelagica (chimney swift)
Lineage: Eukaryota; Metazoa; Chordata; Aves; Apodiformes; Apodidae
Gene: LRIT2
Product: leucine-rich repeat, immunoglobulin-like and transmembrane domains 2
Molecular function (GO): protein binding
Source: RefSeq, a predicted model, not a curated record
AUGUCUCCUUUAGGGUUGGGUCCCCAGCAGGAUUUAUUUCUGCGUCAAGGCAGAUUACAGCUAAUAAGAUUUGCUCCUUGGAGGCUGUUGGCAUGUUGGGUCUUUCUGCACAGUGCUUUCUUAAAGGAGAAUAUGGACUCUAUUUGUCGUAUUUUCCUUCUUCUUCUGGCCUUCCACAAGAUAAAUCCAUCAGCUUCGUCUUGUGUCACAGGAUGCUCUUGUUCUCAAGACAGCUUUGGAAGGAGCUUGCUCUGCAUGUCUACAUCACUGAGGCAGAUCCCUGCAAACAUUCCUCAGGAUAUCCGGAAAAUCAGAAUAGAAAAUUCUCACCUAACAGAAUUGCCUCGUGGGUCUUUUGAGAAUGUUAGUGCCUUGGAGUAUCUCUGGCUCAAUUUUAACAACAUCACAGUGAUGCACAUUAAGAGCCUGGAAUAUCUGCCAGCUCUGAAGGAGCUGCGCUUGCAAGGGAACAAAUUAAGUUCGGUGCCAUGGACAGCAUUUCAAGACACUCCAGCUCUGAGAAUCCUGGAUCUGAAGCACAACCGGCUGGAUGUUCUUCCAGAACAUGCGCUCCGCUAUCUGCCCAACCUGACCUAUUUAGAUCUAUCCUCAAAUCAGCUUACCGUUAUAUCCAGGGAUGUCUUCUACAGCUGGCCUGUCUACCAGAGAAGCCAGAGGGCAGAGAGGCACAUAGAAGCUAUUUCCAAUGCUGUCCUGGCCCUUCAUGACAACCCCUGGAUUUGUGACUGUCGCUUGCGGGGGUUUGUCCAGUUCAUCAAGUCGGUUGGCCCACCUAUUAUUCUGAUGAAUUCCUAUUUAACUUGCUCAAGCCCAAAAUUCAGAGCAGGGAAAUUUUUUCAUGAAGUGGAGCUAAACAGCUGCAUGAAGCCCCUGACCUCAGCCCCUGACACCAAUCUGACAGUCCCUGUGGGGCUGAACAUCACCCUGACCUGCUUUGUGCAAGGCAGCCCUUCCCCAGCUGUGUGGUGGACCUAUGCACUCAAGCGCUUCAGGGCAUUUAAUGUGUCCACUGAGCCCAUCAACGAGGAGACUGUCCGCUCAGAGCUGCUGAUCCCAGCAGCACGGCCAGCAGAUACCGGCAACUACACCUGCAUGGCUGCCAACUUCUUGGGCAACAUGUCAGUGGCCAUCACCCUGCAUGUGGGGGCCCCGUGGGCAUCCACCACCACCCCAGGAUGGGCCUCCAUCGUCCCUGCUGAGCCAGGUGCCCACGUAGAAGUGCACAUCGCUAAGCAAACCGUCUAUGGCAUCACCCUGGAGUGGUUUGCAGCUGCAGCGGCAGCAGCAGAACCAGGUGAGACCUGGUACACGCUCCUGGUGGGCCGCUACGAUGCCGCCCAGAAGGACACCAUCUAUAUUGGCCCAGGCAUCAACACAUACUCAGUGACUGACCUGCUGCCUGCUACCAAGUACGAGGUCUGCGUCGCGGUGCGAAACCAGGCACCCCGUAAGGGCCAGUGUGUUGUCUUCGUCACGGGCAGCGACAUCAGCCAGCUGGAGCAGCGCGAGAAGCUCAUCCACAUCAUCGUCAUCGUCUGUGCCAUGGUGCUGGCCGUCGAGGACGGGCUCUGCCGCCCCGAGGGCGGCCGCGGCGCCCGGCGGCCCCAGGCCCGUGAGGAGCCGGGCAAGACUCGCCCGCCCCACAGGAACAGCGCCGACCUCUACUAG